GAGCAUACAAGAGUCAAGACAAUAAUAAUCCAGUCAAUUUUGCGAGCCAUAAAAUAUGUCUGAAAACGGCGUCUUCUUUAUAUGAAAGCCCACGAGCACAAACUCCAUUGGAAAAGUCACCCCCUUCUCUACCAAGAUUAUUACAUCUUUCUCCAUCUAUUCUUCAUUUAUACAUCUCCUGCACCUAGAGAGAGAGAGGGAGAGAGAGACCUAUGAGCUACAAAUUUGAGGGAUUAUUGAUAUUAGAUCUGCUGCUGGUAAUGUGUGCUUUGCUUCAUCUGAGCUGAGCAAGCUUGUGGUUUUCUUCUUUUGUGCUUGUGAAUAGGAAAGUAAAUAAUCGAUUCUUCAAUCAGGUUUCGAGUUUGUGUUCUGUUUCAGCUAGCUGAGCUCGAUUUUUGGAGUUCCUUUUUUAGGGAUUUUGAUGGGGAUUUGCAUGAGCAGCCAGAUAAAGGCUGAAAGUUCAUUUCAGAUUGGUACAGAUGGAGGUCUCACUUCGUCUAAAAUGGUUAGUGGGGAUGGGACUGAGUUAAGUAAUUUAAGCACCAAAACUUCUUCGACAUCCGUGCCUCCAACUCCUCGAAGUGAGGAUGAAAUAUUGCAGUCCUCAAACAUGAAAAGCUUCACACUUAGUGACCUUAAGGCAGCCACAAGAAAUUUCCGUCCAGACAGUGUGAUAGGGGAAGGUGGCUUUGGUUCUGUUUUCAAGGGCUGGAUUGAUGAGCAUACGUUUGCAGCGGCUAGGGCUGGCUCUGGUAUAGUCAUAGCUGUUAAGCGACUAAACCAAGAGGGGUGGCAGGGACACACAGAAUGGUUGGCUGAGAUCAACUAUUUAGGACAGUUACGCCAUCCUAAUCUCGUGAAAUUGAUCGGUUACUGCUUAGAGGAUGACCACAGACUUUUGGUUUACGAGUUCAUGCCGAAGGGUAGUAUGGAGAAUCACCUAUUUAGGAGAGGUUCUUACUUCCAGCCACUAUCUUGGAGCCUGAGAAUGAAAAUUGCUCUAGAUGCUGCAAGGGGGCUUGCCUUUCUUCAUAGUGAUGAAGUGAAAGUGAUAUAUCGGGACUUCAAGACUUCGAAUAUCCUGCUUGAUUCAAACUACAAUGCAAAACUUUCUGAUUUUGGGUUGGCCCGGGACGGGCCAACUGAUGAUAAGAGUCAUGUCUCCACCCGAGUUAUGGGAACCUAUGGAUACGCUGCUCCAGAAUAUCUAUCGACAGGUCAUUUAACGGCCAAGAGCGACAUAUACAGCUUUGGAGUUGUUCUCCUAGAGAUUCUAUCGGGUAAAAAAGCAAUAGACAAGACUCGUCCAUCAGGGGAACACAAUCUGGUCGAGUGGGCAAAGCCUUACCUCACCAACAAGCGUAGAGUCCUUCAUGUUCUAGAUGCUCGUCUCGAAGGCCAGUAUUCAUUGGGCCAAGCUGCAAAGGCGGCUCAACUAGCUCUUCAAUGCCUAGCCAUGGAAGCCAGGUCGAGACCGAAUAUGGAUGAGGUCGUGACAGCUCUGGAGCAGCUCCAGGACUCGAAGGAUGCUUCAAAACAUGAUCAAAAACAUCAUCGGUUGAAGAUACGUGCUCAGACAAACAGUGAACCUAAGUCGUGUGCUCAGGAAACACGAAAGGCAACUGCUUAUCCGAGGCCUUCGGCCUAUGCAUGAGGCGUUAGUCUUUGCCAAAUUUGUUUAGACUGUACAGUGGUAUUAUAGAUUUUGUGAUGCUUGUGUUUGUGUUGUAUUUGAGUUUUAUGAGCCGUUUUCCAGUAGAUGGUUUCUUGAAAUCUGAAAAUUGUUGUAA
Messenger RNA from Salvia miltiorrhiza (redroot sage), 1790 nucleotides. RefSeq names its product receptor-like cytoplasmic kinase 176. Gene Ontology annotation, molecular function: protein kinase activity; ATP binding. Bases 422 to 1654 code for a protein of 410 amino acids. The transcript has 6 exons. The record is from RefSeq and is a predicted model, not a curated record. Gene Ontology annotation, biological process: protein phosphorylation. NCBI's taxonomy places the organism in Eukaryota, Viridiplantae, Streptophyta, Magnoliopsida, Lamiales, Lamiaceae.